Molecule: messenger RNA, 837 nt
Organism: Talaromyces proteolyticus
Lineage: Eukaryota; Fungi; Ascomycota; Eurotiomycetes; Eurotiales; Trichocomaceae
Product: oxidoreductase
Exons: 4
Coding region: 1-837 (278 amino acids)
Source: RefSeq, a predicted model, not a curated record
AUGGUUGGCAGGCUUGCUGGUAAAAAUGCGAUCAUAACAGGUGCAGCUGGGGGAAUUGGUCUUGAGACGGCAAUCCUUUUUCUUCGGGAAGGUGCCUCCGUUCUAUUAACCGACAUCAGCGAAGCGGGUCUUCAAAAAGCGCUUGAAAAAGCAAUUGAACUUGGGCAAAAGGCUUCGAAUUCCCGGCUCGAAACAAAAGUUGUUGAUGUGUCCAAGGAAUCGGAUGUAGAAGGUGCCGUGAGUCAUCUUGACAGCUGGGGAGGCGUCGAUAUCAUGUUCAAUAAUGCUGGUAUCAUGCACCCGAAUGAUGGCACUGAACUCGAAACUUCGGAGAAAAUCUGGGACUUGACCAUGAAUAUUAAUGUCAAGGGUGUCUGGUACGGCUCAAAGCAUGCAGUCAAUUCCUUGAGAAAACAUGGCAAGAGAUCAGGAAGCAUAAUCAACACCGCAAGUAUGGUGUCUCUUGUCGGUGCUGCAACACCACAAGUUGCCUAUACAGCUAGUAAAGGAGCAGUUUUAGCUCUUACACGUGAACUAGCUAUUCUGCAUGCCAGAGAAGGCUACAGAUUCAACUCUUUAUGUCCUGGGCCUUUGAACACCCCUCUCCUACAAGAUUGGCUGGGUGACGAUAAAGAGAAGCGCUUCCGCAGAGAAGUCCAUUUCCCAAUGGGUCGGUUCGGCGAAUCGAUCGAGCAGGCCCACGCCGUAGUGUUCUUAGCGAGUGAUGAGAGUAGCUUCGUUAAUGCCACCGACUUCGUAGUCGAUGGCGGAAUGACUAAAGCAUAUGUUACCCCAUUAGGGCCAGCCACAGACUCUCCAAGAAACCUUGCUAGUUAG